Pseudopodoces humilis (Tibetan ground-tit) is the source of this 1088-nucleotide messenger RNA. It is a transcript of the gene YKT6, whose product is annotated as YKT6 vesicular SNARE protein. Lineage: Eukaryota; Metazoa; Chordata; Aves; Passeriformes; Paridae. Gene Ontology annotation, cellular component: Golgi apparatus. The record is from RefSeq and is a predicted model, not a curated record. Gene Ontology annotation, molecular function: SNAP receptor activity. Gene Ontology annotation, biological process: endoplasmic reticulum to Golgi vesicle-mediated transport.
UUCCACUUCCGGGUUGUGGCCAUCGCCCCGUCGGCCGCCGCCCGCGUUGAGCCGCGACCGCAGCAUCGGCCCACGGAGCCACCACGAUGAGGCUCUACAGCCUAAGUGUCCUUUACAAAGGUGACCCAAAAGUGCAUUUGCUCAAAGCUGCCUAUGAUGUGUCCACUUUCAACUUCUUUCAGAGAUCCAGUGUGCAGGAGUUCAUGACGUUCACGAGCCAGCUGAUCACGGAGCGCUCAGCGCCGGGCAGCAGGGCCUCGGUAAAGGAGCAAGAGUACCUGUGCCAUGUGUAUGUCCGGAAUGAUGGGCUGGCUGGAGUGGUGAUUGCAGACAAUGAAUAUCCACAGCGGGUUUGUUUCACCUUGCUGGACAAGGUGCUGGAUGAGUUCUCCAGACAGGUCAGCAGGAUGGACUGGCCCUCAGGGUCACCUGCCACCAUCAGCUACUCUGCCUUGGAUGGAUACCUCAGCAAAUACCAGAAUCCCCGGGAUGCUGACCCGAUGACCCGAGUGCAGGCAGAGCUGGACGAGACCAAAAUCAUCCUGCACAACACUAUGGAAUCGCUGCUGGAGCGUGGGGAGAAGCUGGAUGACCUCGUCUCUAAAUCGGAGGUGCUGGGGGCACAAUCCAAAGCCUUCUACAAAACGGCCCGAAAGCAGAAUUCCUGCUGUGAAAUUAUGUGACGUGGAGCCCGAGGUCUCCACCUCCGGACCACCAGCCCUCAACCCCCCUCCAUAGCCACCGUAGGGGUGUUCCUGGGGCUGGGCCAGGGGUCCUCAGCCCCCUGGGCUGAUGUGACUGUUGUCCACCUUAAGGGGACACCAAGGCUGGCACCGGGCUGGCACCCAUGGGGGGAGGUCCACACCGAAGACCCCCCCAUCCUCACUGUUCCUGGGACAGCUUGGACCAGGGGGCAUCCAGCCAUGCACUCCCCUGCCUUCACACCCCCCCCCCAGGAAGCCUGGAGGAGCCCCCACUGCUGUCCAGGGGGAUGAGGGGGCAGGCAGAGCCCCCUGCUGCCAUCCCAGGGGCUGCGGGGCUUUUUAUGUAUUUGUGUCCUAAGGGUGAGCUAGGGGGGUGGGAGAAGG